Molecule: messenger RNA, 2010 nt
Organism: Aptenodytes forsteri (emperor penguin)
Lineage: Eukaryota; Metazoa; Chordata; Aves; Sphenisciformes; Spheniscidae
Gene: NDOR1
Product: NADPH dependent diflavin oxidoreductase 1
Cellular component (GO): cytosol
Molecular function (GO): NADPH-hemoprotein reductase activity; FMN binding; flavin adenine dinucleotide binding
Source: RefSeq, a predicted model, not a curated record
GGUCAUGUUCUCUCCUUAGGGGUUUGGUUUUGGGUUUGUUUUUGUUUUUUUUUUAGUUAGUCUGGAUUUGUUUCGUUAACUGUGGAAGCAGCGCACGCUGCCCACGGGGAGACCGGCGGUUUGCAGCUGGGGCAUCCGACUGGGUUGGAUUCCCUGCGGGAUGGUGGAACGGAAACUCCUUGUUCUUUUUGGCAGCCAAACUGGGACGGCUCAAGACACAGCUGAGAGAAUUGGCAGAGAAGCCAAGCGACGGCACUUCCAGUGCAGAGUGGAGGCGCUGGACAGCUAUGACGUGGCCAACCUCAUCAAUGAGCUGUUGGUGGUAUUUGUGUGUGCAACCACCGGCCAGGGUGACCCACCUGACAACAUGAAGAUGUUCUGGCGGUUUCUGUUCCGGAAGAACCUGCCACCCGGUUCCCUCUGCCAGCUGGACUAUGCCGUGCUGGGCCUUGGCGACUCCUCCUAUCCCAAGUUUAAUUUUGUUGCGAAGAAGCUGCACAAACGGGUGCUACAGCUUGGGGGCAACCCUCUGCUGCCGGUGGCGUUGGGAGAUGACCAGCAUGACUUGGGGCCAGAUGCAGUGGUCGAUCCAUGGCUCCUGGCCUUAUGGGACAAGAUCCUCGCCUUGUAUCCUCUCCCUCCUGGCCUUGAGAUCAUCAGUCCAGAUGUACGCCUACCCCCAAAAUACACCCUGCACUACCUGGCUGAGGACUCCCUGCACCCUGAUGGUGGCCUGCUCCAGCCGACAGCACCCAGGGCUGUUCCCUCCGAGCUGCAUCCCUUUGCUGCCCGGGUGGUGUCCAAUCAGCGGGUCACGGCAGAAUCCCAUUUCCAGGAUGUCCGGCUCAUCGAGUUCGAUGUCACGGGCUCAGGGAUCACGUUCAGCGCGGGAGACGUAGUGAUGAUCCAGCCCCAGAACUGCCCCGAAGACGUGCAGCAGUUCUGCCAGCUCCUGCGCCUGGAUCCAGACAGACACUUUAUGCUGAAGCCCACAGAGCCCGGCACAUCCCUCCCUGCCCUAUUGCCGCAGCCCUGCACCAUCCGGCACCUGGUCACCCACUACCUGGACAUCUCCUGCGUGCCGCGGCGUUCCUUCUUCGAGCUCUUGUCCUACUUCUCUACAAACGAGCUGGAGCGGGAGAAGCUGCAGGAGUUCAGCUCUGCACAGGGCCAGGAAGAGCUGUACAGCUACUGCAACCGGCCCCGCAGGACCACUCUCGAGGCCCUCUGGGAUUUCCCUCACACUACAUGUGCCAUUCCACCCGAAUACCUGCUGGACCUCAUCCCUCGCAUCAGACCCCGCGCCUUCUCCAUCGCCUCCUCCAUGCUGGCUCACCCUGACCGGAUCCAGAUCCUCGUGGCAGUAGUGCGGUACAAGACACGGCUCAGCAAACCCCGCCGUGGUCUCUGCUCUACCUGGUUGGCUUCUCUCAACCCAGAGCAAGGUGAUGUCCGGGUGCCUCUUUGGGUGAAGAAAGGAGGAAUGAAGUUUCCAGCUGACCCUGACACCCCCGUGAUCAUGAUUGGCCCUGGCACAGGGGUGGCACCUUUCCGAGCAGCGAUACAGGAGCGGGUGGCACAAGGAUGUAGAGGGAACUGCUUGUUCUUCGGCUGCCGCCAGAAAUCCAAGGACUUCUAUUGCCAGGCGGAGUGGGAAGAGCUGGUGACGAAGGGCUUCCUGACGCUCUUCACUGCUUUCUCCAGGGACCAGGAGGAGAAGGUUUAUGUUCAGCACCGCAUCCAGGAGAACCGAAGGCUGGUGUGGGAGCUGCUGAGCAGCCGGAAUGCUCAUGUCUACCUGGCUGGGAAUGCCAAGCAGAUGCCAGCGGGGGCCGAAGCCCUGCAGUCGGUGUUGCAGCUGGAAGGUGGCCUGUCGCCCUCCGAAGCAGAGGAGCAUUUAACAGCCCUGGAACGGUCCCAACACUUCCAGUCUGAAACCUGGUCGUAAGCCUGGCUCUCUGCCUCCCCCUUCCCCACAAACUCUGCCUGAAUAAAGGAGCCAGCAAAAUG